Molecule: messenger RNA, 2086 nt
Organism: Ceraceosorus bombacis
Lineage: Eukaryota; Fungi; Basidiomycota; Exobasidiomycetes; Ceraceosorales; Ceraceosoraceae
Source: the annotation of a GenBank genome assembly
AUGUGCGGCAUCCUAGCCUGCAUUCAUCAUCCCGAUGCCGCCUCCUACAGGCCUCGCAUGCUCAACUUGAGCCGCUGCAUCAGACACAGAGGUCCAGAUUGGAGCGGCUGCGUGGUGACCAACGAAGCGAGCAAGGAUGAACCAAAGCUGGGAAGCAUCCUUUGCCACGAGCGUCUGGCCAUCGUCGGUGUCGGUGAGUGUGAUCGGGGCGCGCGAGCAUACAGCAGUGUCUGGUCUAGCGCUGCGCAGUGCAGGCCGCUCUGUCUCCCCAUCGGAGCGCAUACAGUCACCCCUGGAGUGCGAAAGGCCAUAGCUGACAUGUCGAUCUCUAAUGCUGUGCUUCUUUACAGACACCGGCGCACAACCUCUGGUCUCGGAAGAUGGCAAGAUCAUCUUGGCAGUCAACGGAGAAAUCUACAACCAUCGACAGCUGCGCAAAGGGCUGAAAGAUCAGUCCGCAGUGUUCAAGACGCACUCCGACUGCGAGGUCAUCAUCCAUUUGUACCGCGAGCAUGGCGUGGACUUUGUCAAGAUGCUGGAUGGAAUGUUCAGCUUUGUUCUGCUGGACACCAGCGUGACCCCUUCCCGAGUCAUUGCUGCUCGAGACCCCAUCGGCAUCACCACUUUUUACGUCGCUUCCAGCUACAAGAGCCCAGGUGCAGUCUACUUCUCCAGCGAGCUCAAAGCCAUCCACGAAGAGUGUGAAAUCAUCGACAGUUUCCCGCCUGGUCACGUGUACGAUUCGCAGCUGGGCGAGGGCAAAGAGAUCACGCGAUACUACUCUCCCAACUGGAUCGAUGGAGAUGUGGAUGCCUCAAAGCUGCCCACUGGUGAUGCAGAUCUCACGUUGAUCCGGGAAAAGCUGGAAAUGGCAGUGAAGAAGAGACUCAUGUCCGAAGUGCCGUACGGAGUCUUGCUCUCGGGUGGACUGGAUAGCAGUCUGAUCGCUGCGGUCGCUGCGCGCGAGACGAACAAGGUGGCGGAUGCGCAAAGGCAGCGCUACGAGGCCAUACAGGCCAAGCGCGCCGAGAGGCGAGCAGCAGCUCUAGCGGCCGAAAGGUCUGGCGCCUCAGCCAACAGCACCGGAACCUCCACACCUGACUUGGGCACUGGAGGUGCGCCGGACGGUCUGGCUGUGGGCUUUGACGAAGAGGCGGGGGAGGAAAACUUGGCGAGCUGGCCUCGACUUCACAGCUUUAGCAUUGGCCUACCAGGCUCUCCCGAUCUGGCGGCUGCUCGUGCUGCGGCUGCGUACCUGGGCACCGUGCACCACGAGUACACGUUCUCGGUCCAGGAAGGUCUGGACGCCAUUUCCGAUGUCAUUUUCCAUCUGGAGACCUACGACGUGACCACUGUUCGAGCUUCAACUCCGAUGUAUCUGCUCUCGCGCAAGAUCAAAGCCAUGGGCGUCAAGAUGGUCCUCUCUGGGGAAGGUUCGGACGAAAUCUUUGGCGGAUACUUGUACUUCCACGCUGCUCCCGAUAGCAAGUCGUUUGCCGAAGAGUGCGUGAGGAGGGUCAAGAACCUUCACACUGCGGAUUGCCUGAGAGCCAACAAGAGCACAAUGGCGUGGGGAUUGGAGGCUCGUGUUCCUUUCCUGGACAGGGCGUUCUUGGAUGUGUGCAUGAAUGUCGAUGCGAAGCACAAGGAGUUCAACAAGGGAACGCUGCAGACCAAGGACAAGGACGGCAGGCCUCAUAUGGAAAAGUACUUGCUUAGAAAGGCGUUCGAUCUAACUCCAGAGGGCGAUGAGAAGCCUUACUUGCCCACUGAGAUCCUGUGGAGGCAAAAGGAACAGUUCAGUGACGGAGUAGGCUACAGUUGGAUCGACGGCAUGAAGUCGCACGCAGAGAGCGCCAUCUCGGAUGCCAAGUUCAACCAGAGAGCAAAAAGGUACCCGCUCGACACCCCAGACACCAAGGAAGCUUACUGGAUCAGGGAGCAGUUCGAACAUUGGUUCCCCAGCCCUGCUGCCGCUUCUACAGCUGUUAGAUGGGUACCCAGAGGCGAUUGGGGCUGCGCUAGCGAUCCUUCUGGAAGAGCCGUCACCAUUCACGAUUCGGCUUAUGGGAGCAAGCAGGAAUGA